Molecule: messenger RNA, 366 nt
Organism: Phytophthora sojae
Lineage: Eukaryota; Oomycota; Peronosporomycetes; Peronosporales; Peronosporaceae
Exons: 1
Coding region: 1-366 (121 amino acids)
Source: RefSeq, a predicted model, not a curated record
AUGUCAGGACCUCCUCGUAGCUCUUGCCGGCUUCAAGUCCCCUCUCCAGUUCAAGUGCUUGCCCACGCCAUCGAUCAUCGUCUGUACAAGUUCGACCUCGGACUUCCCGAUGCCGCCACCGCCUUCGCGUGUGGUACCUCCGCAGCUGGCUUCGACCGGUUCGCGAGACGCGGAGACAGCAUGUCGGCCUACGAGCACUUGUGGUGCAGGUUGAGCCCAUUGCAAACGACGAGACGGUCUUCAACGCGCAGUUCAUGCUGCGUUCGCCUCGCCUGGGCGUCUUCUCCUCGCCAUAAGGCAGCAACCCGUACUCGUUCGUACGCUCUCGGUCGUCUCGGAACUCGGGAGGUGGCUGACCUCGCUUGA